Ipomoea nil (Japanese morning glory) is the source of this 1346-nucleotide messenger RNA. RefSeq names its product homeobox-leucine zipper protein ATHB-54-like. Bases 276 to 1160 code for a protein of 294 amino acids. The transcript is spliced from 3 exons. Gene Ontology annotation, biological process: positive regulation of DNA-templated transcription. Lineage: Eukaryota; Viridiplantae; Streptophyta; Magnoliopsida; Solanales; Convolvulaceae. Gene Ontology annotation, molecular function: DNA-binding transcription factor activity, RNA polymerase II-specific; sequence-specific DNA binding. The record is from RefSeq and is a predicted model, not a curated record. Gene Ontology annotation, cellular component: nucleus.
AACCUCUCUUUCACAACUCACAAUUCUCUCUCUCUCUCUCUCUCUCUCUCUUUCAUUGCCCAGUUUUCUUAACAACUGAUCUCUGCUGUGUUUUCUGUUUCUUUUUCCUCUGUUGAGUGGUGGGUGUGAGCCCCCUCUACUCAAAAACACUUAUCACGUUACAGCUUAGUUUUGUUAGAACCUCUAGAUUCUGAAUCCCAUUUUUGCCUCUUCUUUAAGCUUCUCCUUCAUUUCCCAAGACUUCAAAAACCCAAACUUUCAAGUAAAAACCAGCUAUGGAGGUUGGAGACCUGAGAACUAGUAUUCUUCAAACUGACAAAUUUCCUCCCUCUUCUGAUGUUCUUGAUUCUCUUUGGAUUCCCGACUCUAAGCCCUCUUUCCAUGGCCCUGCUGCAUCAAUGGUGAAUUUUGAUGGUUUGCAAGAAGCAAGGGGAUUAGAGAAAGAGGAGAGCAGAAGCAAUAAUGAGGAUGAUUACCAAGGAGGAUACUUGGGUCAUCAACCUGAGAAGAAAAGGCGACUUUUGCCGGAUCAAGUGCAGUUUCUUGAGAAGAGCUUUGAGGUGGAGAACAAGCUUGAGCCUGAGAGGAAACUCCAUUUGGCUCAAAAACUUGGGCUUCACCCUAGACAGGUUGCCAUUUGGUUCCAAAACCGGCGAGCCCGCAACAGAACCAAACAGAUUGAGAAGGAGUUUGAUUCCUUGAAAGCUAGCUAUGACAAACUCACAUCUGAUUUUGAUGCCAUCUCCAAAGAAAAUCAGAAUUUGAGGCAUCAGGUUCAAUUGCUGACAGAGAAACUGAAGAGCAAAGAAAGAGAGGAUGAUCAAAUGAAUUCAUUUGAGGCAGAACCUCAGAAGCAGCAACCCAUUGGUGGUACAAUUUUGGCAGAUGGAAAAGCUUUAUUAUCAAUCACAGUUUGCAAGCAAGAAGAUGCAAUAAGUUCAGCCAAAAGUGAUGUUCUUGAUUCAGACAGCCCACAUUGCAAAGAUUUGGAAUCAUCAGAUUUUUCCCAGGAUGAAGAUGAUAGCCUUCCCCCAAAUCUUUUCCACACACUCAGCUUCCCAAAGCUUGAAGAUCAUCAUUAUGCAAUAAAUUCUUGCAACUUGGGAUUUUCCAUUUCUGAUCACUCUCCUUGGUUCUGGACUUCUGGGCUUGUUGACUAGACAACAUAAUAUAAAUAUAUAAUAUAACCUCUUUUUAGUAUUUUUGUUUCAUUAUAUUUUACCACUGUACUGUUGCCACUACAGCUUCUGGUACCUAGUACUGCUAGCUUUCUCAUGCAAUAACAUACAUGUUGUAAAUAAGGUUAAACUAUGAUUAGUGAAUGAAUAUUUUGGUUGGUUCAAGAA